Molecule: messenger RNA, 1244 nt
Organism: Prunus mume (Japanese apricot)
Lineage: Eukaryota; Viridiplantae; Streptophyta; Magnoliopsida; Rosales; Rosaceae
Product: lumazine-binding family protein
Biological process (GO): riboflavin biosynthetic process
Molecular function (GO): riboflavin synthase activity
Source: RefSeq, a predicted model, not a curated record
AAUAUGAGUCAAUGAGCUAAUUGUGUUGUGAGCUAAUUGGGUUUUUGGGUUUUACUAGCCUUUUCACCGAAUAUUCAAAUUUUAAAAACUCAAAGAUCCCAACUUUCCUCAGAAACAAACAGGAAUGGCAGCAGUUUCAUCGUCUCUCAGCUUACCAUCAAGAACCCCUGAACCCUCUGUUCGGAAAAUGUCAAUCCUGAAUAAGUUCCACAGUGUCGCUUCCAGAACCCACUGCAAUUUCAACGCCAUUUUCAAACCAUCCACUCUAACCCUCUUCAUCUCCACCCAAAGACCCCAUGCACAUAUCAAAUCUCCACCUCGCAACACAAUCCGAUGCCUGUUCACUGGAAUUGUCGAGGAAAUGGGUCAAAUCAAGCAACUGGGUACCGCUGAAAACGGCGGUUUCGACAUGAAAAUCGGCGCCAAAACCGUCCUCGAGGGCGUCCACCUCGGCGAUAGCAUUGCCGUCAACGGGACGUGCCUCACGGUGACUGAAUUCGACACCCAAUUGUCCGAUUUCACCGUCGGUUUGUCGCCCGAGACGCUUAGGAAGACGUCUCUGAUCGAGCUCGAACCAGGCUCACUUGUGAAUCUGGAGCGGGCGGUCCAGCCCACGAGCCGAAUGGGUGGGCACUUUGUGCAGGGUCAUGUGGAUGGCACAGGGGAGAUAGUGUCAAUGGAUCCUGAGGGGGAUUCUCUAUGGAUCAAGGUGAAGGCAUCAAAGGAGCUGUUGAAGUAUGUGGUGCCGAAAGGGUUUAUAGCAGUGGAUGGGACUAGUUUGACUGUGGUGGAUGUGUUUGAUAAAGAAGACAGCUUUAAUUUCAUGUUGGUGGCUUAUACUCAGCAGAACGUGGUGAUUCCGUUGAAGAAGGUUGGGCAAAAGGUGAAUUUGGAAGUUGAUAUACUCGGCAAGUAUGUGGAGAGGCUUCUCAGCAGUGGAUUUGUUGAGUCAAUCAAAUCUUCAUGACCCUUAAGGUCAUCACUGGUGCAGUUUUGUACACAACCACACUUGUUGUUUGGAUAGUAACUGUCAUGACCGGCGACUCUAAGAGAGCUGUUUAGUUUUUUGUUGUAUGAUAGUUAGAGCUUAAUUGUAUUGGCGUUCUGUACACCUUCUCCUUAAGGACUUAAUGGUUUUGGUUUUAAUAAAAGGUUCACAUUCAGUAAAAGUUCAGCGUUUGAUUCAUGUAAAAAUGUGUGGUUUCUGAAGAUAAAAAAGAAAUAAAUUUGGCAUUUGGUUGUAA